Molecule: messenger RNA, 3227 nt
Organism: Lolium perenne
Lineage: Eukaryota; Viridiplantae; Streptophyta; Magnoliopsida; Poales; Poaceae
Product: probable serine/threonine protein kinase IRE
Biological process (GO): intracellular signal transduction; peptidyl-serine phosphorylation
Molecular function (GO): ATP binding; protein serine/threonine kinase activity
Source: RefSeq, a predicted model, not a curated record
GUCUGCGGUGAGGGCGAGGUGAUUGACGUAAUGCGCGCCUGACGGUGGUGCUCGAUCGCGUGCGUGCAGAAAGACAGCGGCGGCGGAGGCGGGGCGAGGAGGGUGACGUCGCUGAGCGCGGCGGGCGGGAGGGAGAUGGACUCGCCGCGGUUCCGGGCGAUCCUGCGGGCGACCAGCGGGCGGCGGAAGCCCCGACCGCCGGAGGUCAAGAGCUUCUCGCACGAGCUCAACCCGGGGAGCGGCGGGGCGGCGGGGCACCAGCCGCACCACCUCGCGGCGCGGAACAGGCCCCGCGGGGGCGACGAGUUCAUCGGCGUCAUCAAGACCAAGUUCAUCCGGCUCAAGGAGGAGGUGGACGCCGAGCUGGGCGUCUUCGCGGGGGACCUCGUCGGCGUGCUCAACAGGAGUACGCCCGACGACAACGACGGCGGCCACGAGGAGGAGGACCAGCAGCACAAGGAGUGGCGCGUUACGCUCGAGGACCUGCUCGUCGUCGCGCAGAAGUGCGCGGAGAUGAGCCCCGAGGAGUUCUGGGUCAAGUGCGAGGGCAUCGUGCAGGCGCUCGACGACCGCCGCCAGGAGCUCGGCACCGCGGGCGGCGUCCUCAAGCAGGCACACACGCGCAUCCUCUUCAUCCUCACCAGAUGCACGCGCCUCCUGCAGUUCCGGAAGGAGCUCAAUGGCUACGCCGACUACGACAAGCACCAGCACAUCCUCGGUCUGCACCAGCUUAGCGACCUGGGGCUCUACCCGUUACAGGCCGGCGACGGCGGCUCCACGGACCUAGGACGUAGAAGCACCUCCAGCCUCACCGAGCUCAAGGAGAGGCUCAUAAGGAGGAGGAUGCUGGAGCACAAGCACCUGACGCUCGACUUCGCCGGACGUCACUUCUUGGCAGAGCCCGUUGAGUCUCCGGGCAGUGGCAGCGGUGGCAAGAUAUCGUCUUGGAAGAAGCUGCCGUCGCCUGCCGAGAAGAACCGGCACAAGAACGCGGAGGACAAGGAGGACAAGGUCACGCCAACGAAGAAGGCGAUAACCAGGAACAAGAUCGACGUGGAUGAGAUUGUCGAGAGGAUCGACGCCGCUAGCAUUCACCCGGACGGCCUGGCUUCCCUUGGGGACUCGGCCGUCAAGGUCGAGAUUUCACCCGAGUACCCAGGGGCCCAGCAAAUAAUCGUCGAUGGGAAACCGAGGAUGAUAUGCAGGAUCUGCGAUUUUGAGAUCCCCAUGGCGUGUGCCGAAGGCCAUUUCAUAGUAUGCACGCUAGCUGAUCGCUGUGAUUCCAAGGGCUUGAGUACCGACAAGAGGCUGCAGAGGGUCGCCGAGGUCCUUGAGAGGGUCCUCUCUUGCUUUGAAGCAAAGACCCCGAAUGACCCAGAAAUUAAUCAUCCCGACAACGCAAGAGCUAGCACAUCGAGUUUAACUGAAGAAGAAUCUGAUGGAUCCAUGGAUCAUGACAAUGACUUGUCUCAUCUGCUCACAGUGCCAUCAUCGGAAUUGUUUUCACAAGGAGCACUGACAACGGCAUCAGGAAGCUUGUCACAGUCACCAUUAUUGACACCAAGAACUAGCCACGCAGAAUCACAGCUGACUAAAAACAAGGCGUUCGUCGAACUGGAGAAUUUUCAGCAGGUUGAAAGUUUACUGACUAUCGCUAGAGGCAUUGAGAGCAUAAAAAGUUCAGAGUACAACUCACUGGAGGACUUGAGCUCUUACCUUGAAGACCUGAAUGCUGUCAUUGACACGAGAAAAGUGGAUGCACUUGUUGUGGAGACGUUUGGAAGAAGGAUAGCAAAGUUACUACAGGAGAAAUUUAUGCAACUGUGUGGACAAAUAGAUGAUAUGAGCACUGAUUCAUUAGGUCCAAUAGAUGAAGAUGGUCCUUUGGAGAAUAGUGUAAACUCGAGAACAAGCCAGCUGAACGGAAAAUUUAAGGAUCGUACCUCAAUUGAGGACUUCGAAAUUAUAAAGCCAAUCAGCCGUGGUGCAUUUGGGCGUGUAUUUCUUGCAAAGAAAAGGGUAACAGGAGACCUCUUUGCCAUCAAGGUGCUGAAGAAAGCUGAUAUGAUCCGCAAGAAUGCAGUUGAAAGCAUCUUGGCGGAGCGGGACAUCUUAAUAUCAGUCCGUAACCCGUUUGUGGUUCGAUUUUUCUACUCCUUCACAUGUAGGGAAAACCUUUAUCUUGUUAUGGAGUACUUGAACGGAGGAGACCUCUAUUCCCUCUUGAGAGGCUUAGGUUGUUUGGAUGAAGAUAUGGCAAGGGCAUAUAUAGCAGAACUGGUUCUUGCAUUGGAGUAUCUGCAUUCUUUAAAUGUGAUUCACCGUGAUUUGAAGCCCGACAACUUAUUAAUCUCUCGUGAUGGCCAUUUAAAGUUGACUGAUUUUGGACUAUCAAAGGUUGGUCUUAUAAACAGCACAGAUGAUUUAUCUGGUCCAGAUGUCAGCAGUGCUCUAGCUGGUGAUCAUCAACCAACAGAUGCAGAACAACGUGCACACAAGCGAGUGCAGAGACAAAAGCAGACAGCUGUGGGAACUCCCGACUAUUUGGCCCCUGAGAUACUGCUAGGGAUGACCCAUGGUCCAACUGCAGAUUGGUGGUCAGUUGGUGUCAUUCUCUUUGAGAUUCUUGUAGGAAUUCCUCCAUUCAAUGCUGAGCAUCCGCAGAUAAUAUUUGACAAUAUAAUGAACCGGGAAAUACCUUGGCCGCAAGUACCAGAAGAACUGAGCUUCGAAGCAUACGAUUUGAUCAACAAGUUGCUAAUUGAGAACCCGGUACAAAGAUUAGGUGCAACGGGUGCUGGAGAGGUAAAGGCCCAUCCGUUCUUUAAAGGCAUCAACUGGGAUAUGAUUUCUAGACAACAGGCUGUGUUUAUUCCUUGUACGGACGAUGAUUAUGAUACGAGUUAUUUCGCCUGCCGUCAUGCGUGGGGUGCUGCUGAUGAGCAAGUCCAUGCAGCCCCCAACGAGUAUGAUGACAGAAGUGAGACUAGUAGCAUGAGUUGUGGCAGCAGUCCACGCAGUUGUGAUUAUGAAGAAGAUGGCGAUGAAUGCGGUAGCAUGGAAGAAUUUGGACCUCCACUAUCGGUGAAAUAUUCUUUCAGCAACUUCUCAUUCAAGAAUAUUUCCCAGCUAGCAUCGAUGAACUACGAUCUAAUAACGAAGCAUAAUGAGGAUCCUUUGCAGUCUUCGAAAUCUUGAUAGUCACCAUGACAGAUCAGUUACUUCAA